AAAAAAACUCGUUGCAAGCAAGCAACAAACAGAAAGGGAGAGAGACCGUUGGAUCCAAAUCUCAUCAAAUAAUCUCUCUGUCUUGCAGACGAACAAGAAAUGUACGGCAAAACCAUAUGCAUCAUCGUCUUCUUCGUCUUCCUCAUUGCUUCCUACUCAAUCUACAUGGGAACCGUCGAUCCAAGACCUUACUUCUCUCAGCUUCAGUCGCCGCCACGUGGUGCCUCUCCCUGUAGCACCACCGGACGUCCUCUCCGUGUCUUCAUGUACGAUCUCCCUCGGAAGUUUAAUGUGGCGAUGAUGGAUCCUCUGAGCUCAGACGUUGAGCCUCUCACCGGCAAGAAUCUCCCUCCCUGGCCUCAGACUUCCGGGAUCAAGAGACAGCACAGCGUUGAGUAUUGGCUCAUGGCCUCGCUCCUCCACGGAGGAGAGGAAGAGAAAGAGGCGUUUAGGGUUUUUGAUCCGGAAUUGGCCGAUGCGUUCUACGUGCCAUUCUUCUCCUCGCUGAGCUUCAAUACGCACGGGAAGAACAUGACGGAUCCAGAUACUGAAAUUGACCGGCAAUUACAGGUUGAGUUAAUGGAAUACCUUGAGAACUCCAAGUAUUGGCAACGUUCAGGUGGAAGAGACCAUGUGAUUCCGAUGACACAUCCUAACGCUUUCAGAUUCUCCAGGGAACAAGUGAACGCAUCGAUCCUCAUCGUUGUUGAUUUUGGGCGUUACCCAAGAGAGAUGGCACGUCUCGAUAAAGACGUGGUUUCACCUUACGUACACGUCGUUGAGUCCUUCACAGAGGAUGGUGUUGAUACUCUGGAUCCCUUUGACUCUCGCACCACGCUUCUCUACUUCCGUGGGAACACGGUCAGGAAAGCUGAAGGUAAAAUCCGUCUCCGGUUGGAAAAGUUACUUGCUGGUAACUCUGAUGUUCACUACGAGAAAAGCGUAGCAACAACACAAAACAUCAAAGUGUCAACGGAAGGGAUGAGAUCAUCGAAAUUCUGUCUUCAUCCAGCAGGAGACACUCCAUCUUCAUGCCGCCUAUUUGAUGCCAUUGUCAGUCACUGCAUUCCAGUAAUCAUAAGCGACAAAAUCGAGCUUCCUUUUGAAGACGAAAUAGACUACUCAGAGUUCUCACUCUUUUUCUCUGUAAAAGAGGCGCUUGAACCAGGCUUCAUCCUCAACAGCCUACGCCAGUUUCCCAAGGAGAAAUGGCUGACGAUGUGGGAACAUCUGAAGAACGUAUCUCAUCACUUCGAGUUCCAGUUCCCUCCCAAGAGAGAAGACGCGGUGAACAUGUUGUGGAGACAGGUGAAACAUAAGAUCCCAGAUGUUAAGCUCGCUGUACAUAGAAACCGGAGGUUGAAAGUCCCUGAUUGGUGGGUCUGAAAAAAAGAUUGAACAAAUGACAAAAACUUUUUCUCAAGGUUUUAAAGUCUUUUCAUUCUUUCUUCUUCCCUCCAAUACUGUACAUUAGUUGAUUCUUUUUUGUUACGUUUGAGUUUCAUAAUCCAUUUAUAUAGGCAAAUGUAUACCCUAAAAACAUCAAUUUUUUUAUAACCAGAUACUUGUAUCUUUCAAGCUGCAUCUCCUUUAUUCUUCUUGUUCAAGCUCGUUUUUUCUUUACCU
Thlaspi arvense is the source of this 1626-nucleotide messenger RNA. NCBI's taxonomy places the organism in Eukaryota, Viridiplantae, Streptophyta, Magnoliopsida, Brassicales, Brassicaceae. The record is from the annotation of a GenBank genome assembly.